ACCACUGGUUGUACUUAAUAUGCUGCAGUACCUGAGUGAAGCUCAGUGGAUCCCCAGCUCUGUUGGAGGCAGCAGCAGUCACGACUUGUCAGGACUCUGUAUUUAAAGCCAGCAGCAGCUGCAGCAGCAGCAGACGGAGAAACAUCUGGAGAGAGCAGCAGCUGCGCAUAGACAGCUGCAGGAUGCGCUUCUUCGCUCUCCUCUGGACUCUCGGCUUCCUGCUGAAUGAGGCGCGGGCAUGGAGCUACAAAAACGGAAUAUUUCAUAACUCAAUAUGGCUAGAACAAGCAGCUGGAGUUUACCACCGGGAAUCGCGCAAAGGGCGAUACCAGCUGACAUAUACAGAGGCCAAGGCUGUCUGCAAGUACGAGGGAGGGAAGCUGGCCACUUAUGAACAACUGGAGGCGGCCCGUCAAAUAGGUUUCCAUGUGUGUGCUGCUGGAUGGUUCGACGAUGGACAUGUCGGCUACCCCAUCGUCAAAGCCGGCGCCAACUGUGGCUUUGGGAAGGUCGGCAUCGUCGACUACGGACGCAGGCUGAACAAAAGUGAGAGAUGGGAUGUGUACUGCUACAACCCAAACUCUAAGGAGUGUGGAGGGGUGCUGACGGAUCAGCAGAAGAUCAUUCAGUCUCCUGGCUUCCCUGAGGAGUAUCAGGACGAACAGAUCUGCUACUGGCACAUCCGUGUGCGCCUGGGCCAGAGGAUCCGCCUCCGCUUCCUGGAGUUUGAUGUGGAGGAUGACACAGCGUGUCUGGCAGAUUACCUGGAGGUGUACGACAGCUACGAUGACGUCGCCGGCUUCGCCGGGAGAUUCUGUGCCGAUUAUUUACCUGACGACAUCAUCAGUACAGGAAACGUGAUGACGCUGAAGUUCCUCUCUGAUGCUUCAGUCACAGCCGGAGGCUUCCAGCUACAAUAUCUUGCCUUUAAUGCGUCUUUCUUUUCACAGAAUCGCACCGAUUAUUUUCACUGACCGAUGGUUUAAUACACUGAUGUAAUCCUGUUGCUGUUUUCAUGAUGUUAUUGUUACAUUAUGUACUGUAAUUAAUACUUUUUUGUUUCCAUAGCUGAUUAAAUAAAUAACUCUGUUCAUUAAA
This is a messenger RNA of Perca fluviatilis (European perch), 1098 nucleotides long. RefSeq names its product tumor necrosis factor, alpha-induced protein 6 (gene tnfaip6). Bases 183 to 974 code for a protein of 263 amino acids. The transcript has 6 exons. NCBI's taxonomy places the organism in Eukaryota, Metazoa, Chordata, Actinopteri, Perciformes, Percidae. Gene Ontology annotation, molecular function: hyaluronic acid binding. The record is from RefSeq and is a predicted model, not a curated record. Gene Ontology annotation, biological process: cell adhesion; negative regulation of inflammatory response.